Molecule: messenger RNA, 542 nt
Organism: Thamnophis sirtalis
Lineage: Eukaryota; Metazoa; Chordata; Lepidosauria; Squamata; Natricidae
Source: RefSeq, a predicted model, not a curated record
CUUGUUUGACUUGGCCGUAAUAGUAUGCAAACGGAGGGGUGAUAAUUAUGAAAUGAAGGAUGUAAUCGAUCUUCAGGAAUACAAAAUAAGCAACAACCCUACCACCGACAAGGAGAAUAAAAAGUGGUCUUACGGCUUCUACCUCAUCCACACGCAAGGGCAAAACGGCUUAGAACUGUACUGCAAAACCAAAGAUUUGAAGAAGAAAUGGCUCGAGCAGUUUGAAAUGGCCCUGUCAAACAUAAGACCCCAGUUUGAAGAAACAAAUACACAUGACUUUAAAAUGUAUACCUUCACGCGUGUAACAUCCUGCAAAGUCUGUCAGAUGCUUUUGAGAACAUGGAACUCUGAAACACGAGAAACGACUGAAUGGACUUCGAAAAAGUUCCAGGCAUAUGGACUCAGGUUUACCAAAAAUGCAAGUGAUUAGAAACUACACCGGGAUUCCCCAGCCAGUUCCACCGGAUGGUCCUCCGUUAAUCAUCCAGAUUGGAGACAUCAUUGAACUCAUCAAAGGAGAGGCACACAGCUUAUUUUGGCAG